Protopterus annectens (West African lungfish) is the source of this 1095-nucleotide messenger RNA. RefSeq names its product family with sequence similarity 177 member A1 (gene FAM177A1). The record is from RefSeq and is a predicted model, not a curated record. The transcript is spliced from 5 exons. The coding region runs from base 172 to 768 and encodes 198 amino acids. NCBI's taxonomy places the organism in Eukaryota, Metazoa, Chordata, Ceratodontiformes, Protopteridae.
ACACCGAGCUUUCACGUGUAACGCGCAAGUACGAUAGCCAUAUCCAGCAAGCACUGCCCUUCUUCAGUUUUUUUUUCCUUUUGACGUCGCUGGUGUCAUUUCCGGGUGCUUUAUGUUUCUGUUUUCGCUUAUUACUGUUGGAGAAGUGAAGGAAGAAAUAUAUGGGGAGGUAUGGGUGAGACCAUCCCAGCAAUAACGGUAUUUCUGUCGAAUACAUCUGUUGCGUUUGGGCAGACGAUGGACGCCGAAAAACUUCAGUCACAAGGCACAGCAUUUGAAAAUGUGGAGCUGGGAAAUACUGGGAAGAAGAAGAAAAUUCCCAGAAGAAUCAUCCACUUUGCUAGUGGAGAGACCAUGGAAGAGUAUAGCACAGAUGAGGAUGAGGAAGUGCAAGAGAGAAAAGAUUUGCUCCCUUCUGUUGACCCAUUCGAUGAAUUUUAUAAAGCAGUACCAGAGGACUUCUGUGAUUUCCUUGGGGAGAAGAUGGCAUCUCUCUUUGGUAUAAGCACUCCUAAAUACCAGUAUGCUAUUGAUGAAUACUACAGGAUAAAGAAGGAGGAAGAGGAAGAAGAGAAGGAAAACAGUAUGUCAGAGGAGGCAGAAAGACAGUAUCAAGAUAGAGUUAAGAAGCAACAGGAGACAUCAGCUGCUCAGACAGGCCAGCCAGAAACAGGAACAUCAUUUAUAAAUGUUACUUUUGAAGCAGAAAGUGAGCAGACUGCUGCUGUUGAUGGAAACAAACAGAGCUCAUCUCCUGUCCUGGCUUAAUUCCAUUGGUUAUGCAUUUCAUCAGUUUUUAUUUGGAAGCUGGCAAGCAGAAGGUUUCUCCUGAUAAAGUACUGGAAUUAGUUUGGAACAUGAGUAUUGCUCACAUCCUGGAGUGCUUCUUGCUUGUGUGAGAUGCGUAUUGCAUUGCCUAGUGUACAUUUGGAUAACUUAUUUAUGAAGCUAAUUUGAUUGAUGCUAUAAUAAUAAAACCACUAGAGCCUUUUAGCACUGAAAUUAUCUUCUUAAGAUGCCAAAAGUUAAUUCAUUAGCCCAAAAUGCAUGACUGUUUUGCAGGUGUUUUCACCAGUAUUAAAGUAAUUGACUCGU